AUGGCCGCUUCUGUACCCUUUCGCUCAUUCACCACCGGCACACCGACUAAACAGAACUCAGUUGACCCCCGAGAUGAGGCCUACGAUCAGGUGAACCACUACAUUGGAAUUGACGUAGGAACAGGAAGCGCGCGAGCUUGUAUCAUCAGCGAGGAUGGCGAUAUUGUAGGCCUCGCCUCAGAAAAUAUCGCUCUCUGGCAGCCACAGGCUGGUUACUAUGAACAAUCCACCAACGAUAUCUGGCGCUGCAUUUGUAACUCAGUCAAGCGAGCCGUCGCCCAAAACAACGUCGACGUCAAUUCUAUACGAGGAAUUGGUUUUGAUGCUACUUGCUCUCUCGCAGUCUUCGCCUACGACACAGACGAGCCUGUUUCGGUCACCGGACCGGACUUCUACCAGAGCGCGAAUGACCACAAUGUUGUUCUAUGGCUCGACCACAGACCAGUGGAGGAAACAAAGAAGAUUAAUGCUACGGGCCACAAUCUGCUGAGGUAUGUCGGAGGCACCAUGUCCAUUGAGAUGGAAAUUCCAAAGAUGCUAUGGUUAAAGAACAAUAUGCCAAAGAAGCUAUUCGACCGCUGCAAAUUCUAUGAUCUCGCUGAUGCUUUGGAACAUCUUGCUACCGGCAACGAAAAGCGAAGCUUCUGUAGUGUUGUGUGUAAGCAAGGCUAUGUGCCAAUUGGCGUCGACGGAAGUGUCAAGGGUUGGCAGGAAGAGUUCCUGAAGGAAAUUGGUCUUGAGGAUCUUGCUGAGGACAGCUUCAAGCGCAUGGGAGGCGAGCACGGGAUAAACGGUGAAUAUCUGUCUGCGGGUGAACUCGCAGGUCAUCUCUGUGAGCGCGCUGCCCAAGAACUCGGUCUCCCAGCAGGUAUCGCCGUCGGCAGUGGCGUUAUCGACGCUUACGCAGGCUGGAUCGGCACCGUCGGCGCCAAAGUUCACCUCGCCGGAGACGAGUGUGACCCAUCCAGCGCACCAAACGACCAAUCACAAGUCUUUACCCGUCUGGCCGCCGUCGCCGGAACCUCAACCUGCCACCUCUUGAUGUCUCCCGAUCCCGUCUUCGUGGAUGGCGUCUGGGGCCCAUACCGAGAUAGCAUCAUUCCAGGCUAUUGGAUGGUAGAAGGGGGGCAGUCCGCGACUGGGGAACUUCUCAAGCACGUCCUCGAAAUCCACCCAGCCUACAACCAAGCCGUCUCCCAAGUACAGACCUUCAAAACUAACAUAUACGACUUCCUUAAUGGACACCUCCGCGGGAUGCAAGCCAAGAUCUCCGCUCCCUCCAUCUCCUACCUAGGUCGGCACUUCUUCUUCUACGGUGACCUCUUCGGUAACCGGUCCCCUAUCGCCGACCCUAGCAUGUGCGGCUCGGUCGUCGGCUUAUCCUCAGACAAGUCGCUCGAUAGCCUCGCGCUCUACUACUACGGUGUAAUGGAGUUCAUUGCCCUUCAAACACUCCAAAUCAUCACCACGAUGAAUAAAUCCGGCCAUAAGAUCAGCUCCAUCUUUAUAUCCGGCUCUCAAUGCCAGAACGAUAUCCUCAUGUCCCUAAUCGCAACGGCAUGCGACAUGCCAGUUGUAAUCCCCCGCUACAUGCACGCAGCAGUAUGCCAUGGUGCCGCGAUGCUAGGAGCCAAAGCCGCAACCGCGGAUGGAACAGGCAAAACCGAGGAUCUAUGGUCUGUCAUGAACAGGAUGAGCAAGCCUGGUAAGCUCGUCAAGCCAACGGUGACGAGGGGCGUCAAGCAGUUGUUAGAGGUUAAGUACAAGGUUUUCCUCGAGCAGUGUGAGAGACAGAGGGAGUUUAGGAAGAUGGUUGAUGCUGUUAUUGAGAAGAAGUAA
Molecule: messenger RNA, 1839 nt
Organism: Coniosporium apollinis CBS 100218
Lineage: Eukaryota; Fungi; Ascomycota; Dothideomycetes
Exons: 3
Coding region: 1-1839 (612 amino acids)
Biological process (GO): carbohydrate metabolic process
Molecular function (GO): phosphotransferase activity, alcohol group as acceptor; kinase activity
Source: RefSeq, a predicted model, not a curated record